AUGUCACAAACACAGAUUGCCCAAGAAGAUGUCGAGUCUCAACGCCCACCAACAUCCAGCACAGUCCGGUUCGCAGGAGACAGACCAUCCAACAUCAGUCCAACUCCCCCAUCUGAUGUGUCACGAUCAGAGGGAACUUCUCGGAGAUCCCCCAAUGAUUAUCCAGGGCCUGUCCCGACACCGGGCGUAGAUGAUACCCCCUACGUCCGGUUUGCAAUCGACCAAAUCACCCAGGAUAGAGCUCAAGGGCUCCAAAGAAACGACUCUAUUUCCACUACAACAACAAGUGACUAUCCAGCCGAUAGGCUGGUAUGGGAUGAAGGGCUCGGUUAUUUCACCCGCACACGCACCCCCAUUCGACAUGACACGCCGCCUGCGCGACCACCAUACACAUCUCCUUCACCACAGGCUUUACCCCAAAGGCCGGCCUCAGUAGACCCUGAGUCUUUCAUGGCCGUUGAUGCACCGGAGCAGAGCUUGUUGUAUCCCCCUUUAGAUUACUUGCCUCUUGUUCUUCGGCCGUGGGCUUUGGGGUUGAUGAUAUUUUGCUGUCUGGUCAUGAUGGCGGCUAUAAUCUUUUGCAAUGUUUGGUCGCGUGGUGAGGAGGGAUUAUGGAACUACGCGCGUCAAGGUGGCUCUAGGUAUUUUGUACUUCAGUUCCUGCCACAGAUUGCUGCCGCACCCAUCAUCAUCUGGUCAUUCGUCGUUCAAGCUGCGGUAUAUCGCAUAGCACCUUUUUCUAUGAUGUCCUCUGAGCGUCAGCAAGGCCUGGUAAUGCACCGUCUGCCUAUCCUCUCGAAAAACUUCGUCUUUCCUGACUUCUCCCAUUUUCGACAUGGUGAAGCCUUGUUUGGAAUCUCUCUGUUCACAAUUUGGCUAUCAAACUUCUUCGCCAUUCCUCUUCUCAGCUGUCUCUUCCAAGCAAAGUACUACAUCAUUGACGGACAGGGUGUCUGGAGAUGGGCUUCGGUUCAAUCUGUGGGCUGGACAUUGGUUGGAUUGUAUGGUGUUUUGACACUAGGCCUGAUCAUGCUUUUUGUUCGUUUCGUUAGUGGCUGGUCUGGCUUGAUGUGGGAUCCCGUCAGCCUCGCAGAUUUGAUCUCGAUCAUUCAGCGGUCCAACAUCCUCCACGACUUUGAGCACUCCGAGACAGUCCCCUCAGUGCGGGAAUCACUUGAUCCCCGCAUCCUUCGACUGGGCUACUGGAAACUCUCAAGCAAGACCGAGAUAUUCUACGGAAUUGGUGAAGUAGAUGCUCCCGUGCGCACCCCAUCUCUUCACCAAACCAGCAAAAUCAGAGAGAAGCAGCCACAUGGACUUGCCAAGGUCUGCUUUGACAUUGAGCACAAUGGUGCAUUCGCGAAUGACUCAAACGAUAACCACCUCCAUUCGCCAUCUUCCCGGUACCGCUGGACACCUUGGUUCCUGCGCAAAAUCUCAGUAUUUAUAUGGAUUAUCAUUGUCUUCGCCCUCUUCAUCGCUUUCGUCACCGUUAGCUUUGUCAACGAUGCCAUCGAGGGCGGCUUCCCUCCCAAGCUUCCAACGCUUCCAUCGACAAGUGCAUUCUCCUCCUCCAACUUCUUAUACAGCUUCCUUCCCGCCAUAAUUGGGAACGUCCUUUUCCUCGCCUGGCAACCCGUCGAUGUAUACUUCCGAGCUCUCCAACCAUAUGCCGAACUCUCAUCCGAGAGCGGCGCAUCCGCCGAACAAAGCCUUCUCCUGUCCUACCCAUCCUCCUACCCAAUCCAAGUCACUAUCCAGGCCAUCAUCAACCGCCACUUCAAAGUGGCCUGGAUUUCCCUCACGAGCCUGCUCUCCCUCGCCAUCCCAAUUCUCGCCGGCGGCGUCUUCAUUGCCCUCUGGUACCCCUCUCACGACGACAUCCGCAUCUCAGCCUUUUUGCCCGCAUUCUACGCUUUGAUUGGCGUCUGUGGUCUAUACGCCUUGUCUUUCGUGGCAAUCUGGCCGGGUCGUAGUCGCCAUCUUCCACACGAUAUCUCCACCUUGGCUGAUCUGAUGAGCUAUAUUUAUCAGUCCCCUCUUCUAUCUGAUAAGAUCCUGCGCGAGCCGAGGAGCAAGACUGACCUCGUCACUCGUCUUAUUAUUGCACCUCCCUCUGAGCGCCAGCUACCUUCGUACGGCUUUGGCAUUUAUGUCGGGCGUGACGGUAAGGAGCAUCUUGGUAUCGACCGCUUCCACCGACCCGGGCGCGGUGAUAUGCUUAUCACAACUGGCAAUACGAAAUGA
Penicillium griseofulvum is the source of this 2247-nucleotide messenger RNA. RefSeq names its product DUF3433 domain-containing protein. The transcript has a single exon. The record is from RefSeq and is a predicted model, not a curated record. Bases 1 to 2247 code for a protein of 748 amino acids. Lineage: Eukaryota; Fungi; Ascomycota; Eurotiomycetes; Eurotiales; Aspergillaceae.